Molecule: messenger RNA, 1774 nt
Organism: Gambusia affinis (western mosquitofish)
Lineage: Eukaryota; Metazoa; Chordata; Actinopteri; Cyprinodontiformes; Poeciliidae
Gene: epm2a
Product: EPM2A glucan phosphatase, laforin
Exons: 5
Coding region: 163-1113 (316 amino acids)
Biological process (GO): protein dephosphorylation
Cellular component (GO): nucleus; cytoplasm
Molecular function (GO): carbohydrate phosphatase activity; protein tyrosine/serine/threonine phosphatase activity; starch binding
Source: RefSeq, a predicted model, not a curated record
AAACGUACCAUGACAGGGCCUGUCUAUUUUAGCAUCACAGUCCACAGUCUGCGUCCCUCACUGAUUUUCAGACUAGCUCUAACACUCUUGUUGUUAGUACCAUACUAAGCGCUUUCAAACUGAAGACAUGAUUUAGAGAGACGUUUAGCUACAGCUGCGAAUAUGUUGUUCAGAUUCGGUGUCAUUCUGACUCCGGAGUCCUCGGACGUGGAGGUUUUAGUUCUCGGUUCGCGUGAGGAAAUGGGUCACUGGGACCCGAACAGGGCGGUUAGGAUGAACGCUUCGCAGAAGCUGCCGUCACCAGAUGAACCGUGUCUGUGGACCGGCGAAGUGGAGCUGGCCGAGCCGUUCAAACACUCUCUGUGGUUCAAGUUUAUCAAAAAGGCCCGGGAAACCAUUAUCUGGGAAGGUAGCGGACCAAGUCAUGACAGGCAUUGUUUAUAUGAUGAAAGAAAUGUGGUGGACGGAGUGUACUGCCACCCAAUUGGUCACUGGUUAGAAGAAACGGGACAGACUGAUGAGAUGAGGCACACCACCAAUUUCUACUUUAAGGUUGCAGGUCAGAAGGCCAUACAUUUCUCCAGUGUUCUGCCAUGUGUCUGGCUGGGAAGCUGCCCUCGACAGGUGGAGCACGUGACCAUAAAGAUGAAGCACGAACUGGGCAUCACUGCUGUGAUGAACUUCCAGACGGAGUGGGACAUAGUGAACAACUCCAGUGGAUGCAGACGUAACCAGGAGGAAACCAUGAGCCCCGAUGCUUUGAUGCAUUUGUACAAAGACUGUGGCAUUGUGUAUGUGUGGCUACCAACACCGGACAUGAGCACAGAGGGUCGGAUCAGGAUGCUUCCCCAGGCUGUAUUCCUGCUCCAUGGACUCCUGGAAAAUGGCCACACCGUGUACGUUCACUGCAAUGCCGGAGUCGGCAGGUCCACGGCGGCUGUAUGCGGCCUUCUCAUGUACGUCGUCGGCUGGAGCCUCAGGAGGGUGCAGUACUUUGUCACCUCAAGGAGGCCAGCAGUCUACAUAGACGAAGAAGCUUUAGUCCAGGCUCAGCAGGACUUCAUCCAGAAGUUUGGUCAGCUGCGAUCAUCCAUUUCUUACCCAGAAACAUGACAUAGACCAGGCAUCAUUCCUACAAAAUGAUCUAGAAGAAGAAGAUUGUAGAGCCGUAUGGCGGAGCUACUCCUUGCCAGAGACACGUCUAUCCUCUAAUCCAGUAAAUCAAGAAGGACUUUACCCUCUUCCCAGAGGUACUUGCCUUCCAGACUUCAAGGAGUACAGUUAUCUCUCACAGUUCUUAUUUGCAGCAUUUCCUCCUUCAUGUUUCCGUCAGAAGCCAUCCUCAGAAAAAUAACAACAUCAUUUUCAGGUCAUAUCGAUAUAACAUAAUCUAUUAAGACAGCAAGCUUCCCUUUUUGAACACCACAAUCUCUCUGUUGACUGUUUGAAAGAGAUUUUUUUAUCCUUCUCUGAUUAAAAAAAUUUGUUACUUUGAAUGCUAAGAAACUUUUUCCUGAAGCAAAAAUCUUUACUGGUACUUUUCAAUGACUUACUGAGCUAGAUGUCAUUUGGGAUGUGUGGGUGGAUAGAGCUGUGCUCCUAUGUUGCCGAGGUGAAUCAGUCAAGUUUUAUUCGAAUGUGUGACAUAAAGAGAAACUCAUAUGAAAUAAACAAAAAUAAUAAUUGGAGAAUUGUGGAUUUUUACCAGUCUGGUUCAUCCUCUAGUACAAUUUCCAUAUUAGUUAAGGUGCCAUGUUCAUCUGUUUGAACAACA